This is a messenger RNA of Coffea arabica (coffee), 1256 nucleotides long. The record is from RefSeq and is a predicted model, not a curated record. Lineage: Eukaryota; Viridiplantae; Streptophyta; Magnoliopsida; Gentianales; Rubiaceae.
CUAUCCAUGAUCUCACUAUUUUCGCUAGUAUAUGAAUCUGCUGCCUCUGUAGCUAAGCCUGGUUGUCCUGAGAAAUGUGGUAAUCUGACAGUUCCUUAUCCAUUUGGCAUAGGAAAAAACUUUUUCCUUAAAGAAUUCUUUGAGCUUAGAUGUAACACUUCAUUUUAUAAUGUUAUUUUUACAUGGUUUUGUUUGGAGGUGUACGAGAUUUCACAUGGAUAUAUUAGAGUCCAAGGAUCUGCAGUUGCCCUUUUCUACAUUCUACAAUAGAUAAUCUAGCGGAAGUUUACACCAAACCACCCUUGUAGGGAUAGAUGUAGGUGACUAUUUUAGCUUUUCGCAAACCAAAAAUAAGUUCAUAUCCAUAGGAUGUGAUAUCUAUGCUUAUUAACUCAUUUAGGCACAAAUGAGGUCAUCAGCCGAUGUCCAUCUCUGUGCUCGAGUUCACGAAUUGGUCGAACAAAUUCUUCUGCUUCAUCUUGCUCUGGAAAUGGAUGCUGCCAGACCACAAUAACAAUAGAUUUCGUUGAUGUCUCACAUAUGGUGCUUACCAUGAAUACUGCAGAAAGAUCUUGGGCAUCUGAUAACUGUAGCAUCUCCAUGGUUGUAGAAAAGGAUUUCAAUGACUUUGCUAGGUUUAGCGUUUCCAGGUGCGAUGACGAUGACUAUGACGAUUAUGCUGUUUCAGUUGUCCUUGCCUGGGGAAUUGGAAAUAUCAGCUGCCAUGAAGCUGUGAAAAGGAGAGAUUAUACAUGCGGCCGCAAUAGCAAGUGUAUCAAUUCAACCAGUGCGUUUGGAUAUCUAAGUACUUGCUUGCCUGUUUACCAAGGAAAUCCUUAUCUGCCUAUUGGAUGCAAAGGAAAAGAGUCCAAGUAACAGAGCUUACCCUAGGGACAUUUUUGAAAAAAAAAACUUUUUUCCUUUUUCGUUGGCAACUGCUGAACCGAGGACAAGGGGGAGAGCACGGGGGGGCCGCCGCAUAGAAGAAAAGGAGCAAUUCUUAGAUAGCAAUCAGAUAAGCAUUAGAGUAGGACUUAGAUAGAAAUUGGAAAUAGCAGAGAAUGAGCACCACUUGGAAGGAUGGCUUUUGUUGACUUUUCCUUUGUUAGCUUAUGGGGUAGCUUCAGCUGGCGUAUGUCAAGAGCACUUGAAGACUUGAAGCAUGCUCUGUAGUCUUUUCUUUUGACUCUUGUUUUCCGUCCUUUUGUGGUUUUCCUCCCUCGCAUGUUAGACUCGCAUGUUAGAGACAAUUAAAA